Messenger RNA from Petromyzon marinus (sea lamprey), 10116 nucleotides. RefSeq names its product fms related receptor tyrosine kinase 4 (gene FLT4). Gene Ontology annotation, cellular component: plasma membrane; signaling receptor complex. Gene Ontology annotation, biological process: positive regulation of kinase activity; protein phosphorylation; cell surface receptor protein tyrosine kinase signaling pathway. The record is from RefSeq and is a predicted model, not a curated record. Gene Ontology annotation, molecular function: growth factor binding; transmembrane receptor protein tyrosine kinase activity; ATP binding. NCBI's taxonomy places the organism in Eukaryota, Metazoa, Chordata, Hyperoartia, Petromyzontiformes, Petromyzontidae.
CCUCGGCUCAUUUAUACAGGGAUAGCGGGCGUGCGUGCGUGUGUAUGCGUGCGGGUUCCCACAUAUCUCUCACACACAAACACCCACGAGGCGAGGUGCCGUGGAUAUCAAACACACAUACAGAGGGGUUGCGGAAGAUUUGGUUAAGGAGAUAGAGGGACACACGAGUGAAUGACCAGGGGAGAGGGACGCAGAGAGACAGAGAUAUAAUAGAGACACCAUUACGCAUUCAAGAGGCACGCCAUGUAGAAAAAAACCAAAACAUAGAUCGAAGAAUAUAGAAGACAAAGAAAGGGAACGUUUGCAUAGGGAGAUGCAGAGAUACACACGCAUAUACGACAGCAAAACAUACUUAGAGAGACAGGGACAAGCGUGAACGUGUAGGUGAAAGAUUGUUAAUAAACUAGUAUGGCUAAUUUUAAUGGAACUCAUGCAGAGGCGACUUGGUAACAAUAAUCCUAUCUUCACAUAGAGAUACGUACACACGCGUGUAGUGUUUAUUGAACUAUUAUAUACCUUAACAGACUUACUCAAGAAUACGUCUUGUUCAUAGUUCUGUUGUACGUUUACACACUACGACACGAACACGUAUACAAAAUAAUAUAACUGUCAAGGAUAUAACAUCGCUUGCCAUCAUAGAAGCUUAUAUGCGCAAUUUACAGAUCUGACGGCACAUAAUUACACACACAACUAUACAAGUUAGUACAACAUUUUGCAUAUAUAGUGCAUAUUAUAAGUUAUUGUACGGUAUUCGCAUAUUUUUUAAACACCUGCAAGACCGACACCUGUGUAUUAUCUGUCUAUAAUUCCAAUGCUCCAUUGGCUAUGUAGGGCAAGGCUGUGUGUAUAAUUGCAAUCAGUGUAUGUUAAUAAAGAGUGGAUCCGCUUUCAUAUACACUGGGGGCUUGCGGCAUUCGGCGUGCGGUCACUGGAGAGAUGACCGUUAUGUUCCUUGCGGUCGCACUCUUCACCUGCGUCUGCACACUCGGUGCCCAUUCCCGUCAACAAAAGAGCCCAGUGAUUGAUUUACCCUCAGAUGUGUACGUUACGGAGGUCGGCAAGAAGAUUGAAAUCAUGUGCAGUGGCCGCGGUUUCCUCGCGUGGUCGGGCCCACUUGGCUCGGGUCAAAAUGCAAGUUCAGAUGUGGCCGCGUCGAGAUCGCGGUCAGGGUCGUGCCCGCGUGGGUUCACACGCUGCAUGGCGCUGCUCAUCCCAUCCGCAAGAGUCGAGGACACGGGCUCUUACACCUGCGUGCAGCAUGGGAGAGAAACUCGUAAACACAGGGCGGCGAAAGUGCAUGUGUACGUAGCAGAUCCAAUUCGACAAGUGCUCCCUGAUAAUGACAUCACAAUCGUAUAUGCGCGCAAGGACCAAUCGGCGCUCAUCCCGUGCCGUGCAACUCAACCCGACUCAGAGCUUACGCUAAUGGAGCUCUUCCCAGACAGAGUACUCCCUGUCGACGGGACUAAUGUGCGUCUGGACCGGGGUCGUGGGUUCGAGAUCCGGAACCACUCAGGUCUCUCCCUCAACUUCAAGUGUGUGGCAACGCGUGCAGGGCAAACCCAUCUGUCGGGGAUGGUGCUCCUACAGCUCGUGGGGGACAUGUUGUCCAUACGCGUGUCGGUGGAGGGUGGUGGUGAGCGGGCUGUCGGUGAGAAUCUGACCAUCACUUGUGAGGUCAUAACGGAGCCCAACGUGAGAGUGGCAUUCAGCUGGGACUACCCUCGCCGCCCGGUGAACCGCGAGGUGGUCACACAGCAGAUGAUGGAGACGGUGUACCAGGAUUUCCGCUUCGUGGCGACACUCACCCUGCAGAACGUGCAGAUGGAGGAUGCAGGGGAGUACGUGUGCAGUGCGGACAGUGGCGACAAUUACUUUGAGAAGAGCAAGAAUGUGGUUGUGUAUGAAGCGCCGUUCUUGAACGUGUCAUACAAGGGAAGUCCACACUUGGAAACUCGGCUGGGCAGGAACAGUCCCCGCAUGUCCAUUCACGUCCGAGCCUACCCUCCUGUGCGCAUCAUCUGGCAUCGGGAAGGCUGGGCCCUCUGGCGAACAAUCCUGGGUCGUGGCAAUCUCUCGCUCACGAUUGCCGAGGUCACGGAGGCCGAUACUGGCAAGUACACGGUGACGGUGGAGAUGGCAAGAGGUGCCCUGAGAGAGACGCUCCCCUUCAGCCUCAUCGUCAAUGUGCCCCCCAGUAUACAGGAGGCCCUGUCCCCGAAAGCGCACCACGUGCACGCGAUGGGUCACAUGCAGUCGCUCAGGUGCACUGUGUAUGCGACCCCGGCUCCGGACAUCACAUGGUCGUGGCAGCCCUGCCAACCAUCGGAGCAGCAGCACGUGUGCCACACCAGUCCAAAGGCGUGGCAGAAUGUGGUAGUGUCCAAGGAGGUGUCCCCGUCCCAUAAUCCCAUCGCCAGCAUCACGACAAGCAGCAUCAUCCUGCAGGGAAAGAACAAGACGGUGAGUACGCUUCUCAUCUCCCGAGCCUUGGUGUCUGGGCGGUACCGCUGUGAGGCUCGUAACAAGGUCGGCAGAGUUGCCCACGUUAAGGACUUCUUCGUUACAGACAUCCCUGACGGCUUCUCAGUCGGGCCACGUGAGCGUACGGUGGAGGAGGGAGACACCAUAACUUUGCGCUGCUCUGUCAACCGAUUCGCCUUCCUGACUCCGUCAUGGAAGAAAAAAGUCCUCCACGCCCAUCACAAUAGCACUGCCUCCCCUAAAUCGUCCAAGUCCACUUCAUCAUCGCAACCACGACCAUCGGCAGCAUUGAAACGUUCAAAAUCGAAAUCAUCAAAAUCGCCCUCAUCAGCAAAACCGUCAAAAUCUUCAAAGUCUUCACGGCGGGCAUCAUCAAUAUCCAAAUCAUCAUCACUACCCUCACCAUCAUCACCAUUGCUGUCUGCUCUGCAUGGAAAACAGAAGAAUGUGGGCUCUGGACCGGCAAAGACCGCGGUCAAAGGCAGAAGUUCCCGCACGAGCCUUACAGAGGCCUCGCCUGCUACAACGGAGAGGCUGGCAGCAGUAGAUGGAGGUGCACGUAGGGGCUCAAAGCUGCUUUUUUUACGCGAGGCCGAGACCGCGGCGGCUGUCAUCGAUGACCACGCAUCCUCAGUUCGGCGGCGGCGGCGGCGCAGUAGUAGAGUCGUAGGUCCGACGGGAGGGUUGGUAGCCGGUGGAGGCUCCAACCGAACUGAAGCCAACAGUCUCCGACCGCCAGAAGGCGGUGCCAUCUCUUCAACCGACGUUGGCUGUCGAAGCAGGAGGAGAAGCAGCAGAAGCAUUGCCAGAGGAAGUGCUCGCAGCAGCAGCAGUCAAAGAAGCAACAGAAGUAAUGAUGGCACUACUCGGAGCAGCAGUAGGAGCAGAAGCAGCAGAAAAGAGAGUUUUCAUGGUAGGAAAAGCAGCAGAGACAGACACAAGAGAAACACAAGCAACGUUCGUGGCAGGAGCGCAGUAAAGUACGAAGUUGAUGAUCAUUACCACGGUGGUGGUGGAGAUGAUGGUGUUGAAGGUGAAGAGGUAGAUCAUAGCGAUGAGGAGUUUAUUGGGGGAAUGGAUGCAAAGAUCGAACGUGGAGGGUUCCCACAGGGAAAGUUUAUCCUACCGAGGCUGAAAGGAAGACAGAAUGUCAGUCAUGACAGAUGUGGUCCCAAUUCCAAAAAAAUCCAAAGAUUUCGUCCGAUUGGAGUUGCAAAGACUAGAAUUAUGGAAGUUGCGCGAAGAGGUGCAAAACAUUUAAGUCUCGUUUCUGCCAGUGAAGAUUCUGUACGGCUAGGAAAGCGACUGAGACGGGAGGCUGCAGACAGUAGCAUUAGCAAUUCUGAGCAUGAUAGCGUUUCGCUUAGAAGUGAUGUCACUUCGCUGGGGAUGACGAGACCUCCAAGCUCUUCAGAGUUCGAUGUCUCCGGCACUCAAGCUGACAUGACCAUUGAUGACACUGAUGUUGAUGCUGCAAGCAGCGAGGAUGACGAUAGAGAUGAGAACAAAGGUGAUGGUGACAAUAUUGGCAACAAUCACUGGCAACAGGAGGGGAAUGCAGACUCAGGACAACACCGAGAAAAUAAUGGACUUGCCAGUGAUCUUCGACAAAAGCCUUUACAUUACCAUGAUCUAGAAACGGGCCCGUCAAGACAAAAUUUUUUAGGCGAUUUGCAAGACAACAGAGAUAAUGGUGGAGGUGAUGUUGACAAUGAUGAUGAUGGUGGUGGUGGCGGUGAUAAUGGUGAUGGAGUUGAUGACAGUGAUUACGAUGAGGAUGAAGAAUAUGAUGAUGAUCAUCAUCAUGAUGGCGAUGUAGAAGAAGAAGAGGUAGAAGCAAACAGGGAUGAAGGACUGCCUAAAGACAUCGGGUUCCAGCUGGACCCCGAGUUCUGGAACGCGACGGCGGUUCGCCGCCUGGUCUUGGUGAACGUAACACACGUGCACGCGGGCGUGUACGUGUGCGCGGCGCGCACUCAGGGAGGGGCCGUGCGGCACGCGCGCGCCCACGUGGCGCUGAGCGUCACGGCGGCAUCUGCGCCCAUGGUGCUGUCGAACCUGUCGGACGUGCUGGUGAGCGCCACCAACGGGACCCUGCGUCUCCACUGCCAAGUGUACGGGGUCCCUGCCCCCCGCAUCACUUGGUAUCAAAACAGACGUUCGCUCCCGCACAACUCAGGAGUGCUGCUGUCGGACCUGAACCGGACGCUGGAGGUGCAGAGGGUGACGAGCGAGGAUGAAGGGGAGUACACGUGCGUGGCAGAGAACGCGCACGGGCGAGCGCUCACGAGCGCCUACGUGCGUGUCCAAGGGGGGGUGGAACGCUCAUCUCUGCAGCUCGUGGUGCUGGUUUGCGCUGGAGUGGUGGCCGCGGUCUUCUGGGUGCUGCUCACAGUCUUCAUCCGAAGGAUGAGAAGGGCCCGUGGUACAGACAUGAAGGCUGGGUAUCUGUCCAUCAUCAUGGACCCUGGGGAGAUGUCUCCGGGGAAGCAGAGUGCGCGUCUCAGUUAUGAUGGCAGCAAGUGGGAGUUCCCGAGGGACCGACUCAAGAUGGGGAAGACACUGGGACACGGAGCUUUUGGCCGAGUGGUGGAAGCCUCGGCGUUUGGGAUUGACAAGUCCUCCACCUGCACGACUGUGGCUGUCAAGAUGCUAAAAGGUGGAGCAACUGCAAGUGAACACAAAGCCCUGAUGACUGAACUCAAGAUACUCAUCCACAUCGGAAACCAUCUCAAUGUGGUCAACCUCUUAGGAGCAUGUACUCGUCCAGGAGGCCCUCUUAUGGUUAUAGUCGAGUACUGCCGCCACGGAAACCUGUCCGAAUACUUGCGUGGCAGAAGGGACUCGUUUCAGAGUGACACCGGCCCCAAGCGCACAAAACAUGGGAAGCGGAACGGCAGUGAGAAGUCCGACUGGGAAUCCCGCGCUCUGCUCCACGAUUCUGGCAAAGCGGCACGACCUGAAGCAGCACACGACCGGCGGCACGACAAGAACGCCUGCUCCAUCAUUUGUGAGGAGACGGGAGGCUAUGUGGAUUUGCCCCCCGCUGCCAUCGCUGCAGACUCCGACGACGGGAUGCGCUCGUCUCCUCCCCAGCCGCGCGGUGUGGAGGCCUGGUCGCGACUCCAGGGUCGGUGCGGGUCCUCAUCGGAGGAAUCGGAGCAGGCAGAGUGGAGAGGAGAGGGAACUUCCCGUGGCCGCGUCACCAUGGCAGGUGCUGUGCCCGACGCGAUGCGUGGCACGGGGAAGCGCGAGCGUGGCCCUGAUCCGCGGAACUUGCCGUCGCUCUUCGGCCGCCCCACGGGCGACGCAGAGAAGAAGCGGCUGCACAGUGUCGCCAGCUCAGCAAGCUCAGCCAGUUCCGGUUUCGUGGAAGAGAAGAGCCUGUGCGAUGUGGACGAGGAGGCUGAAGGUGAAGACUCAGACGAUGAGCAGGUGAGGCCACUGACGAUGGAAGACCUCCUGGCGUACACAUUCCAGGUGGCUCGAGGGAUGGAGUUCCUGACAUCACGGAAGUGCAUCCACAGGGACCUGGCAGCCCGGAACGUUCUGCUGGCCGAUAAUGGUGUGGUGAAGAUUUGCGACUUCGGGCUCGCCAGGGACGUGUGCAAGGACCCUGAUUACGUCCGCAAGGGAGACGCCCGACUUCCGCUGAAGUGGAUGUCCCCAGAAGCUAUCUUCGAUAAGAUCUACUCGGUGCAGAGCGACGUCUGGUCCUUUGGGAUUCUCAGCUGGGAGAUUUUCUCACUUGGAGCAUCUCCAUACCCCGGUAUUCAGAUUGAUGAGGAGUUCUGCCGUCGACUCAAGGAAGGGGCGAGGAUGAGGGCUCCAGAGCACGCUGAUGAGGACAUCUAUAACAUCAUGCGAGCUUGUUGGCGCGCGGACCCACGGGAACGGCCGGGCUUCUCCGACCUCGUGACAGCGCUGGGUGACCUCCUGCAGACGCGGGUGCAGCGAAUGGGCAAAGACUACAUUCCACUCUGCGUGCGGCCCAGCCUGGGCGGGGAUUCUGUCCUCUCCCUGCCAAUUUCUCCCAACUCUAAUCUAGGGGAGACAUCCUUUGAGUUCAACUAUGACAACCUCCCUGCCUCUUGCUUUGAAGGUGGGGAGGUGGGUGGGUGCAUGACAUCCCAGGAUUUCGAUGACCUUACCAUGACCUUUGACUUCCCUCCUUGCACGGGUGGUUCCACUCCCCUCCACGGCAUGGGGUGGAGCUCGGGGGAAGCUGGAUCCCAGUGCGCACGGCCAGAGCUGUGCGAGUCCCCUCAAGGCCCGAAUGUAUCAUCCUCAUCCACACCAUCGGGAGCUGGGGACCCCGUUGGAACAGCUGGGAGUCCAUCCGCUCCACUCUACGUGGCCGUCAUGUGACCUACGUCUCGUGACUAAUGUCAUUUGUCUGGCAUCACGUGACCCACAUCACUCGAACACUGUAAUGUGAAAAGCAGCCUGAUCAUGCAAUGUGACUGGUGCCUGUCACAUAACGGCUUCUUGUGUUGGUGCAAUUCGUCACUUUGUUCCUUAACAUUGCUACAGGCUAUAUGCAACCAGCAUCACCACCACUGUUAUUCAAUAUCACAAAUGAGAAUUGUCAGCUAUUCCAUUACAUGUCAUGAUCAUGUUUGCCAUGUUCCAUGAUCAUUGGCAUAUCAUCAUCAUUGUAACAUCAACGCAAUAAAAUCAUAUACAAUCUUGUCAUCAUUGUAAUAGCAUCCCUGUUGAGAUAUCAUCAUCAUUGUAAUUACAUCAUAGCCUAUGAUUUCUUCAUCUAGAAAAUAAUAUCAGCUGUUAAAUAAAUACUAUCACAACCACCAUCAUUAUAUUGACGAUCAUCUAAAUGGUUAUCAUGUUAUUUAAUGCAACACAUUCUCUUGAUUGCCACCAUAGUUAUCAUAAUUAAUGUUACAUCUGUAAGGCGCAUUUAAUCCUUAGAUUCCAAUGUCACAUUAUGGAAAGGACAUAAACAAAACUAGCAUAAAUGGCCAGAGCUACUGUAGGGGUAAAGGCCAGUUUAAAGAGGUGGGUUUUGAAGACAGACUUAAAUAACUCGAACGACUCUGUCUUUUCACCAAAGUCCAAGCAUAGUCUGAGAGCUGCACUGGCAAAAGCCGAUCACCCCAGGAAAUAAGCCUUGACCUAGGAGCAUUUAGAAUAAGGCAAUUCAAAAAUCUCAGGGACCUCGUUGGAGUGUAAAAAUAGAUUGGUUCCUGCAAAUAUUGUGGGGCUAAGCCGUUGAGAGCCUUGUCGGUCAGCAGCAGGAUUUUAUAAUCCACUUGAUACUUGCAUGGUAGCCAAUACAAAGACAAGAGAGCAGGUGAGAUGUGCCCAUGAAAUGGUGUGCACGUAAGGACUCAGUUGCAUUCUGAACAAGGUGGGGUCUACCUUACUUGGAAUCUCGAAUAGUAAUGCGUUGCAGUCAUCAAGUCGGGCCAACACAAACGCAUGAACCAGUCUCUCUUAAGUCAUAGGGUCAGGAAAUGACGUGGCUGGGUAGUAUUUCUAAGGUGGAACAACGAGGUUCUAAUCACCCUAGAUACAUGUGCAUGAAAGGACAGAGACUGGUCAAACUGAAAAACAAGAUUGCUGACCUGUGAUGGGCAGAUAUCGUGAUCACCUAUUGCCAAAAGUGCCAAACCAAUUUUAGAUAUUUGCAGAGGGGAUUCAAUAUGGCCAUAAUUGUGUUGGAAUUUAUUCAAAUAAAAUGUUGCUGCAACCAAGAUUUAACGAAUUCUAAUGUUGUAGACAGUGCAGAAACUGGCAUCGCAGAGUUAAAGCCUAACCGGAUGUAAAUUUGGGUGUCGUCAGCAUAACACUGAUAAGAUAAGCCGAAAUGUAGCAGAGUGCCCAAAGGUGCCAUGUAGGCAUCGAAUAGUGAGAAACCAAGUAAUAAACCAAUCUAAUUGGAGAUGUAAAGCCAUCCAUCGUGAUAUAGUGCAUACGUUUCUAUAAAUAAGAGCAAACCCACCUUAAAAUCACCAUUAAGUGUUAUAAUCACUCAAGAAGGACCCCAGAGUUAACACCAUCACCACCAUUACCAUCCUCUAGUACUUCAGUGUUUACAAAGAUAUCCUCAUCAUAAAAAGAAUAUCAAUAAUGGCUGUACCGUGGCAAUUAGUGAGCACCUCUAAGAGGCUUGGGGUAAAGCCUGGAGCUCCGAUGAGCCAGCUACAAUGAGGUCUACACUGAGGGUCUAUGUCAAAGCAUGGUUGUGAUUUUGAGUUCAAAUCUUGGGGCCAUGGUUGAUGAAUGUGCUGCCAUCUCCAAAAUCAUCAUGAGCUCAAGUCUUCAAGUCAUAACACCAUUGCCAUCACCACUAACAUUUACAAGCUUUGUAUGACCAUCGUCAAUUGGAGAGGUAAAUUCUGACCUUUAACAGAAAACAUUUAUAGAAACUGCAUAUAUGGUAUAUCAUGAAACAGAUUAUCUAGAUAUAUGUAUUUCCAUCAGUAGCAAACAUGGAUUUAACAUUUUUAUUUCGCUUAGCAAUUGUAUUUUUUAUAUAGGGAAAACAAUGAUUUUGUGUCAAAAACUAUCAAUGACUGUAACAGCUGACUUCAGUUGGUAUCCACUAAACUGGUUAUGGAUAAGGGUCCUCUCUCAGGAGGCUCGCAAUAGCCAUGUUGGGGCACUGCAUCAGCACCCCUUCAUGACCUGGAUUCAAAUUCUGGGGUGGGUGUCUUUCUCAGAGGGCUCACAAUGCCCAUGAUAAGGGACCAAUUAAACACAUCUGAAGACCCGAGGUUCAGGCCUUUGGAAUUGGGUUUUACUGUUAGGACCAUAAAGGCCAUGUUGAGAUACUAAGCCACCAGGACUGUGACUGUAUUUUCAUAUUUAAAAAUUACACUUAUAGUAACGUGCGUAAUAACUGUACCUAGGGAACUGGUAAACCCCUGGUUAGCGGGGGGCGAGUCCGAAUCAGGCUUGCUGAAAAAUCCAGCUAGCUGCAAAUACAAUGAACAUCAAAAUAAUAUAUACAUAUAAUAAUACCUAAACAAUUGUAUAACCUAUACACUAUAUCUAAACAUGAAUGCUUAAUACAAUUGUGUUUUUAAUGCUAGAUAUUAAAAAAAUAUAAAAAAAUAAGUUAGCACUGUAGCUAUAGUGUAUUGUGCUGCAAAGUACUUACAUUUGAGUUGUGCCAAUGUCCUCCGAGAAUUAAAAACAAAUAAUACAAAAAUGGAGUGAGAGAAAGAAAGAGAUAGACGGAGUGAAAGAAAGCAAGAGACGAGAGUUAUAGUGAGACGGGCCAAUGGGGAGAUAUUUACAGCAACAAAAUCCACGACCAUCUAUUUGUACUGCAGGUGGCGUCGGAGGCUGAAUUAUAUUAAAACAUCGACAUUGGUCUGGCUAAGUGCAACAUUUAGCGAGCUAAACACCGGCUCGCUGGGGUUAUUCUGAAAUGUCUUCCAAUUCUCACUUACAAUCUCUUUGGGUUCUCAUCUGGUUACAUAAAUGACCAACAAAUGAUUACCAAAUUUAGUUUUGUAUGCAAACUAUUUACUUAUGUUACAUGUUGUUCAUCAGUAGUUGAUAUAUUUUUAUAUAUAAUACAGAGAUAUUUGUUUUAUCUGAGUGUAGGCCUUUGACACACUGUGAAACACUUACAAAAAAAUAUAUUAAAGUUGUAAAGAAAAA